Molecule: messenger RNA, 474 nt
Organism: Arctia plantaginis
Lineage: Eukaryota; Metazoa; Arthropoda; Insecta; Lepidoptera; Erebidae
Source: the annotation of a GenBank genome assembly
AUGACAAGUGAGCCUAUAGUCGCUGUAAAAUGGUUAGACACAAAAGAAGUGACUGUUCUAACAUCGGCGCAUAAGCAAUCAGAGGUUGCCAUUAUAAAGAGGACCCAAAAAGAUGGUUCAAAGAAAGAAGUUUUCUGUCCAAAAGCGAUAGCAGAUUACACUUUACACAUGGGAGGGGUGGAUCACUUCGACCACUUUUGUUCACCAUAUCCAACGGGAAGAAAGUCGAGGAAAUUUUGGAUGCGUUUGUUCUUUUUUAUGGUUGAUGCUGCAGUCAUAAAUGCCUACAUUCUGUUCCUAUCAAAACAUGCCCAACGAGAUUCUGCCCAUCGUGAAUUUAGGCUGCGACUUGCUAGAGAAUUCAUUGGCAGUUUUACGUGUAAGAAACAGAGGCCAAUUAUUUUUAAAAAUAAGAAAGGCGGCAACUUUGGCGUCCCUGAUGAAAUUAGGCUUCAAAGUGAAGGUGGGAAAUAA